Molecule: messenger RNA, 1489 nt
Organism: Nilaparvata lugens (brown planthopper)
Lineage: Eukaryota; Metazoa; Arthropoda; Insecta; Hemiptera; Delphacidae
Exons: 2
Coding region: 968-1489 (173 amino acids)
Source: RefSeq, a predicted model, not a curated record
UGAUAUCAUUGGAAAGAGGACCAAAAAUAACCCACAGAAAAACAAUUAUCAAAGCACUCAUAGAUGAAGUUGAGAAAUAUAUCAACAGCUUCAUCCACACCAGAAGAAUUAUAAAUAAGUUCCCAAUGACAAUCUCUCAACUGAGUAUAAAGCAUGAGAUAGUCCGCCCUCCUGAAGUCAUACAGUUCAAUACAAUUCGAACGGGAAUAAGGAAAUGUGGACAACAUCUGAACUGUAAUGACAAGCGAUGGAUGAUGAGCAUCCUCUGGAACCAGGAAAUAAUCACAACGCUCUACAUUAAUGUCAAUGCUGGAAAAGACCAAGUCCAAGAUACAAUUAAGAACUGUAUUACAGAGAGCCAGCUCAUAAAAGUUAACGAAAGAGGCCAAUCUUCUGGCAUAAGGAGAGCCCAGCUCCAAACAAUACCUAUCAUUGGUAAUUUCAGGUAAGUUAAAAUCCCCCAAAAAGAUCAACUUAUCACCAAUAGCUGCAUAACAAGAUUCCAGGUGACUCAAAUAGGUAUCGAAGUACUGAAAGCUAGAAGAGCAAGGAAUGUAAACAGCGAUUACUGUAUGGCUAACACCCUCAAAGUUGAUAUUGACACCAAGACUCUCGUACGGAUCAAGAGUUAAACAGGGACAUAGAUUAGAGCAAACCCUACGAUUAACAGCAAUCGGGACCCCACCGCCCAUACCUUGUGGCCUAUCUCUCCAAUAAAUAAUAUAGGAGUCGGUGAACAACUCGCUGUCCAAGAUUCCAUUACACAACCACGUCUCAGUGAUAACAAUGAAAAAUUUAAAAAAAAUAAAAAAAAAAUAGAAGAAAAAAAUAAAAAAAAUAAAAAAUAAAAACACAUAAAAUCAGGAAAAAAAGGGAAAAAAGGGGAAAAAAAAUUCCCUCCAGAUCCUGAACUGGGGUAUAAAAGGAGUUGUUCUACAAGGAGUGGGACAUUGUGUCUUUGACAGUCAUGCCGUCAGUAUGUGUGUGUACCACCAGUAUGUGUGUGUGUGAUUUCAGUAUAUUGGUUUUGGAUUACUUCCAUCUUUAUCAACAUCAAGAAUCUCAUCACUCUGCAUUCAACAUGCAUGCUUCCAACAUUCAAGUCGUGCUCUGCCUCAUGCUGGCUCUUGGAGCCUAUUCACUGGAUCCAAAGUAUAGAAGUGAAGACUUUCUAGCAUCCAGGGAGCAUGGAUUGGAUACAUACAACAUUUUCCACAUCAGGCAAUGUCUGAUGUCAUCCAGCAAGUUCAACCACGACCUUGCAACAAUGUACAAUGAUGUCAGCAACUGGUACAUGAAAAUCGCAGGAGAGCAUGAAGUGGGGAAGGAACUGUGUCACAAAAUCCACUGCGCAUAUGAUCUGCGUAACUGUCUCCACCCAUCAUUCACAUUGCUGGAUUUCCUUGAAGCAGUUAUUACAAAGUCAGUCGAGGUGUGCUCAUCCUACUGUCAACAUGGGCUGUCAACAACAUCUAAAUCCAGAACUUAA